Messenger RNA from Triticum turgidum subsp. durum (durum wheat), 2379 nucleotides. The record is from the annotation of a GenBank genome assembly. Lineage: Eukaryota; Viridiplantae; Streptophyta; Magnoliopsida; Poales; Poaceae.
AUGCCUAAAAAUGAUGAUCGAACAGCUGCAAAUGCUAUUAAUGGUUCAAGAGGGCAGGAAAGCUGCACAAUUUUAAUGUCUCCCCCAAACCAGACCCCAAAACCUACCCACCCGCCGCCACCGCCGCCGCCGCCGUCAAUGGCGAAGCGCCCGCGCCGGUCCUACUCCCUGGAGUCCCGCGUACGCCGAAUCAUCCUAUCAGAUGCCGGCCUCGCCAUCCCCGGCUCCUCUGCCGACGACGUCGCCCGCGCCAUUCGCUCCCGCCACCGCGAGUACCAACGCUACAAGCUUGAGUUAUUCGCCUCCGUCGUCCGCCGUGCCAUCUCCUCCCUACCUCCUCCCGGCGAUUCCUGCUCCGACGACAGCGCCCCCAGCUCCUCCCGCCGCCGCAGCAGCCAUGACGCCACAUCGUCCUCCACCACCACCCAUUCGCAAGCGCCGCCUUCCCCCGCAUAUGACGUCACGAAAUCGCUGCUGCGCUCCUGCUACUCCUCCCAAACAUCCAAACGAGACCCCGACGCUGACCAGCAGCUCGAGAUGGAGCUCGCCGUGGAGAAGGCUCUCAUGCGGCCUGAUGCUCAAGGAGGCCACGGUGGGCAAAAAAGGGUAAUGUUUGCUGACCUCGGGGGCAUGGAGUCGGUGAUAGAGCUACUGAUGCUGGAGGUGGUGGUCCCGCUGUGCCAUCCGGAGCUGCCGCUGCACCUUGGAGUGCGGCCCGUGUCCGGGAUUCUGCUGCACGGACCGCCAGGCUGUGGGAAGACCACGCUUGCCCAAGCAAUUGCCGACGAGACCGGCGUGCCGUUCUACCCAACCUCGGCGACCGAAUUAGUGUCUGGUGUCUCCGGAGGUUCUGAGGAGAACAUCAGAACCCUGUUUAACAAGGCAUACAGGACUGCUCCCUCAAUUGUAUUUAUAGACGAGAUAGAUGCGAUUGCGUCGAAGCGGGAUGAUAUGCAGCGAGGAAUGGAACGACGGGUGGUUACACAGUUGAUGACAUGCAUGGAUGAAUUCCACCAGAACAUUCCAUCUGAUGCCGAUGACAUGGAGGAUGAUUCACAAUCAUACGAGAAGAAGCCUGGCUAUGUUAUUGUUAUUGGAGCUACAAACAGACCUGAUGCUGUCGACCAAGCGCUUCGAAGACCAGGAAGGUUUGAUCGGGAAAUAUAUCUUGGUGUUCCCGAUGAGAAUGCCCGGAAACUGAUACUGGAGAGGCUCACCCGGAAACUUCGAUUGCCCCCGAAAGGCCAGUUUGAUUUGUUGAAGAUAGCAAAGGCCACGCCAGGAUUCGUUGGUGCAGACUUGAAGGCGUUGGUUGAUACAGCAGGGAGUGUAGCUAUAAAAAGAUUUUUUAAUGCUAGAAAAGACAAGUUUCUCAAGGAAGGAAACAACCUGGACUACUUGAAGCAUCCUUUGGAUAAACACGAGGUGCAGCGCCUAAGUAUUAUUAUGGAUGACUUUGGGGAAGCCAUUAAAGAUAUAGUUCAACCAUCAUUGAGAAGAGAAGGAUUUUCUUCUGUGCCUGAUGUCACAUGGGCUUGUGUCGGAGGUCUUGAUUCAUUAAAGAAGGAAUUGAACCGCUCCAUCGUUCGAUGUAUCAAGUACCCUGAAUAUUAUAAGAAAUUUGGAGUAAACAUGCAAGCUGGUGUGUUGCUGUUUGGACCUCCGGGCUGUGGGAAAACACUAAUAGCAAAAGCAGUUGCACACGACGCAGGGGCUAAUUUUAUUCAUAUUAAGGGUCCUGAAGGAUUGAACAAGUAUGUUGGGGAGAGUGAAGCAUAUAUAAGGAGGACAUUCGCCCGUGCACGACUCAACUCCCCGUGCAUUUUAUUUUUUGACGAGAUAGAUGCUUUGACAACAAAAAGAGGUAUGGAGGGAGCAUGGGUUGUUGAACGUCUCCUAAACCAGUUACUUAUUGAACUUGAUGGUGCUGAUCAGCGUGAAGGUGUUUAUGUUAUUGGAGCUACAAAUAGAAUUGAUGUGAUAGAUGAUGCUCUUCUACGGCCUGGUAGAUUGGGGCAGAAGUAUUUUGUACCUUUGCUCAGUGCUAAUGAGCGGCAUUCGAUAUUAAAAGCCCUAAUAUGUUCUCAGAGAAAACCUGUAUCCUGCACUGUUGAUUUGGAUGCAUUUGCACGUCGUGAGGAGUGCAACAAUCUCUCUGGCGCUGACCUAGCAUUGCUGGUGGACGAAGCAGCCAAGGAAGCUUUGGAUGAGAGUUUGGAACUCCUGGAGAAUGGGGCAUUAUCAAUAAGUUCACUGUGUUCAGUUGCUUCGAUUGAAUUAUCGCACUUUGAGCAAGCUCUGUCUAAAAUAAAGCCGUCGGUGUCAGAACAGCAAAGGAAGCACUACGAGGCCUUGUCACAGAAAUACUCGGCAAUGUAA